AAAAUAAUUUGGGUUUGGCUGCUGUUAUCUCUAAGUUUAGACUAACCUUUAAUGGGAAGGUGCCCUCCUUAGCCUAACCCUUAGCAGAAAACAAGCCCCUUACCAGAAAACAAGCCUGUCUUGCAGGACAGGAUUGAGUUGGUGCAUUCAAAAGCAGCAAAGAUAAUACAAGAUAAGAAGGCACUUGAUAUUAGGUCCAGUGUUGGACCUAAAAUGAAGUGUAUCACUUCGAUCUCUAAAUUAGCAAUUUUUAUUUUCUGAGACCUUUGUGGGCACAUGUGUCCAAUUGCUAACCUAAUUCCCAUCCCAUCUUGUUCCCUAUCCACAAAAAAUAAAUAAUUAAAUAAAAAAAGUUAUUGCUUUCUUUAAAUGAACCUCUGUUUUUCUCACUUUCUAACAUCAAUUGAUCUUUUCCAUAAGUAUUUCAAUGCCUUCCUCCUCAAUUUAGAUUAAAUUUCAAAGACUACCAUGAUAGCUCUUGAUUACAGGUUAUCGUAAUUUAGGAAUUAGGUGCAAAAGAUUUUCAUCCAUUCAAUCUUAGUUUAACUUAGUUUAGUGAUUAAAGAGGUAUUAUUUACCUGUCCCAUGAUUUUUUUUUUCCAAGCACAUGACUGACUAAAAACAGAGACAUAAAAGCAGAACACUCUAAAACACUCAACCUUGUAUCAGUUUUUCUCCUAAUUGGAAACCGUGGAAAAAAAAAUGAAAAAGUGUGAGAUCUGUGACUCUUUAGCAAAAAUGUACUGUGAAUCAGAUCAAGCGAACCUUUGCUGGGAUUGUGAUGCCAAGGUUCAUUGUGCAAAUUUUCUUGUUGCUAAACAUUCAAGAACCCUUCUUUGCCACCUCUGUCAAUCCUUCACUCCCUGGACCGCCUCGGGACCCAAGCUCAGCCUUACUGUUUCUGUUUGCGAGAACUGUGUGAACAAUUCGACUUGCAGGGAGGAAAGUGGCAAUGGAGGUGAACAAAGUAGUGAUGGUGAUGACGACGACGACGAUGAUGUUAACAGAGAAGAUGACAGUGAAGAUGAUGAAAAUGGUGAUGGUGGCGAUGAAGACGAAGAAGAAGAAGAAAAUCAAGUGGUUCCAUGGUCUUCUACAGCGCCUUCACCGCCGGCUUCGAGUUCUUCUUCUAAUAGUAAUCAAGAAUGCUCCAGUAUGAUGUGUAAUAGCAACGAAGGUUGUUCUCAAUCAAGAAUUACUGCAUUUUCUUUGAAGCGGAUGAGAGAAACCACUGCCGAACAAGCUUCACAGCAGGAUCAUCGUCUGGGAUGCCUGUUAUCCCAAGAUAAUCUAAAUGCGUGUAUGUCAAAUGAAUUAGCCUUUCAGGUUUCUUCAACCCUGGAGCCAUUGAAGGACCAGACAACAAACAAGAGAGAAUAUCUCACAAGGGAUUGCAGAAACCUAAAGUUCCCGAAGACACCAUGAAGUUUGAAAUCUGCAAACUGAAACAAGCAUCUGAAAAUGCUAAUGAUAUUUUUACUAAACACUUAUAGGCAUGUAAUUUUCUCUAAUUGAUCAGAGCCAUUGUAACUCUAAUCUGAGAUUGAUCUGCACUAGCCAGCCUCCCUAUAACCAUUAACUCGCUUGGAAAACACUUGUUAAUCACAGGUAUUGAUUUGCCUUUUUGUUGCAAUGCAUAGUUCUUUUGCA
Messenger RNA from Hevea brasiliensis (rubber tree), 1650 nucleotides. Its product is annotated as zinc finger protein CONSTANS-LIKE 4. Gene Ontology annotation, molecular function: zinc ion binding. Lineage: Eukaryota; Viridiplantae; Streptophyta; Magnoliopsida; Malpighiales; Euphorbiaceae. The coding region runs from base 703 to 1425 and encodes 240 amino acids. The transcript has 2 exons. The record is from RefSeq and is a predicted model, not a curated record.